AUGGUAGCCGAGGUCGUGGACGUAGUAUCAGAGCUUCUCGAAGAUGGGCCGUUAGAAGCCCUACGAGAUGCCAUAUUAGAACGCACGGAAAGCUUUAACAAAGAGCGAAUCCGACGCGUACUACACGAUAUGUCUUUAGACGACCACAAGCCUUCGCGACUUUAUAGGCCCAUGCGUAAAGAGAUGGGCAAUAUCUUACAUGACAAUGCGUUCGCCAAGGAACUGUGA
Echinostoma caproni is the source of this 228-nucleotide messenger RNA. The record is from the annotation of a GenBank genome assembly. NCBI's taxonomy places the organism in Eukaryota, Metazoa, Platyhelminthes, Trematoda, Plagiorchiida, Echinostomatidae.